AUGUUAGUUGGAGGUUCUCAUCAACGGCGUUUACUUAAAGAUCUAUUUACUGAAGAGCAACAUAACAAACUUGAACGACCAGUUCAAAAUGAUUCAGAAGCUCUGUCUGUCGAUUUGAAAUUUAGUCUUAUGCAAAUCGUUGACUUUGUAAAUGAGAUUAAAAUUCGAUUUUGCUUUAUUCUUUCGUAUUUUUAUAUGAAUAGGACGAGAAGAACUAUGUCCUUACAACUAAUGCCAUGGUUAUACUGGUAGGUAUGUUCACCGAGAAAGUUGAUAUUUUUUCACAUAUAUGUAUAGACGUGGCAGGAUUACUAUCUGAUCUGGAACCCGGAAGAUUAUGGUAACAUUACACAGAUAGUGGUGCCAAGCACAAAAAUUUGGAUUCCCGAUAUUGUUCUGUAUAACAGGUAGGACUAGAAAAAAUGUUUGUUAGAAAUGCAGAUUGCUUUUUUGUGAAGUGUCGAUGAGAAGUCCGACAGACCAACGAAAAUCAACGUGGUUAUACGGCAUACCGGAGAUAUUGUGUAUGUUCCGAGAAGAAUAUUCAAGUCAAGUUGUUCGUUCAAUAUUACAUCGGUUCCGUUAGUAAGUGUCUCUUACUCUGAAAAAUCUUUGAUUCAUAUCUCAUUUUAUCAUGAAUAUUUAUAUUUUAUUGGAUGCGUAUUCCUGCAGCUUGAAAUUUGGGUCAUGGGCAUUUGACCAGUCUGGUACGUGUUUGAAAAUAUUUUAUUCUAUUUCGUACAAGACCAAAGAUACAAAUAGAACAAUUGAAAAGAUCUGAAUCAUUGAAAAUACUGCGGUUCUUAUGAAAAACAUACGAUACCAUUGUGAUUUCGAUUUUUUUUUCGUCCAUAUUUAGCUUCCAUCACAAAUUUUCAGCAUACUCUGCAUGAUUAUUAUUUAGGAAUCAAUCUGACAAUGCAAAGCAAAGAAAUUGAUCUGUCUUCAUAUAUCAAAAAUCCAUACAAUGGGCUAUUUAAUUUCAGUCUGAAUUUAUCAAAUAAAAAUAAUACUUUAUUUCAAACUGAAACGUGAGUCUAGGAGUGAGGGGGGUGGGUGACUGAGGGUGUGGGUGUUGGUC
Messenger RNA from Rotaria sp. Silwood2, 1081 nucleotides. The record is from the annotation of a GenBank genome assembly. Lineage: Eukaryota; Metazoa; Rotifera; Eurotatoria; Philodinida; Philodinidae.